AUGAAACUCCUUACCUUCACUGCUCUUCUGCCGUAUGUCCAUGGUCUGUCAAUACCAGAUCGGCAAGAUGGAUCGCCUCGGGUGGUUGGCUUGCCGCUACAUCGCAGUGAGAUUCGAGACCCUGUCACACACGAUAGGAACAGGAUGCGGAAAAGAGAUGGCACCGUCAAUGCAACAAUCGAUAACUUGCAAACCUUGUACUUCCUAAACGCUUCACUAGGAACUCCGCCACAAAAUGUACGACUACACAUAGACACUGGAAGCAGUGAUCUGUGGGUUAACACACGAAGUUCUCAGCUCUGCUCGAUGAGGAAAAGGCCUUGCGCAGAGUCUCUUGUGUACACAGCCAAUUCUUCGUCAACGUACAAGUAUGUCAGCAGUAACUUCAACAUCUCCUACGUCGACGGAUCAGGUGCAGCAGGAGACUAUGUCACAGACACAAUGAGCUUCUCCGGGGUGAAUUUGUCUUCGCUUCAAUUUGGAGUCGGCUAUGAGAGCACCUCAGAGCAGAAUGUACUAGGGAUAGGGUAUCCUAGUAACGAGGUUCAAGUAGUGCGAUCAGGACUCAAACCGUACGACAACUUGCCAGCCAAGAUGGCAGCCGACGGACUCAUCGCAUCCAGUGCAUACAGUCUGUGGCUGAACGACUUGGAUUCCUCAACCGGCGAGGUCCUGUUUGGCGGUGUUGACAGGGAUCGGUUUCGGGGGAGCUUGAUCAGUUUGCCCAUUCAGAAGGUCGGCAACGGUUAUAACGAGUUCUUUAUCACCAUGACUGGCCUCGAUGUCGGGUCCAAAAAUGUUGGCAAAAAUAUGGCGUUGGCUGUGCUUCUCGAUUCGGGCAGCUCAUUAACAUACCUGCCCGACUCAAUGGUGGAAAGCAUUUACGGAAUGGUGGAGGCGUCGUACGACCCAUCUCAAGGUGCCGCUUUCGUCAAGUGCUCUGUGCAGCAGACAAUUGCCUCCAUGACGUUCAAUUUUAGUUCGCCGGCAUCCGUAACUGUGCCUAUGAACGAAAUGCUCAUCAAUGUGUCUGACACGGAGGGCGAGCAGCUGAUUUUCGGCAACGGCGAACCGGCCUGUCUUUUUGGCAUCUUGCCAGCUGGAAAAGCGUCUUCUGUCCUGGGCGACACUUUUCUCCGUAGUGCCUACGUGGUCUACGAUACAGAAAACAAUGAAAUUUCUCUAGCGAAUACGAUAUUCAACGCCACGACAUCCAACCAGGUUGAAAUCAAUAGUAAGUCGACUGCACCAUUUGCAACCAAAGCCAGCAACCCCAUCACAGCGACGUCUGGGUUGCCUGGAGGGAUCAAUUCCAAGGGCAACACUCAGCAGCCAGGCAACGCGGCGAGUAGUCUUGCCCCAUCGUUGACGUUACUUUUUGUAUGCAUGAUGGCAAGGGCUCUUAUUUGA
This is a messenger RNA of Metarhizium brunneum ARSEF 3297, 1410 nucleotides long. RefSeq lists its product as uncharacterized. Gene Ontology annotation, biological process: proteolysis. Lineage: Eukaryota; Fungi; Ascomycota; Sordariomycetes; Hypocreales; Clavicipitaceae. Gene Ontology annotation, molecular function: aspartic-type endopeptidase activity. The record is from RefSeq and is a predicted model, not a curated record.